Molecule: messenger RNA, 2022 nt
Organism: Pseudoliparis swirei
Lineage: Eukaryota; Metazoa; Chordata; Actinopteri; Perciformes; Liparidae
Gene: cers6
Product: ceramide synthase 6
Exons: 11
Coding region: 9-1199 (396 amino acids)
Biological process (GO): ceramide biosynthetic process
Cellular component (GO): membrane
Molecular function (GO): sphingosine N-acyltransferase activity; DNA binding
Source: RefSeq, a predicted model, not a curated record
AAGGAGACAUGGCCGGUAUUUUGGUGUGGUUUUGGAACGAGCGGUUCUGGCUCCCGCACAAUGUAACCUGGGCUGACUUUAAAAACACAGAUGAAGCGACGUUUCCGCAAGCGGAGGAUCUCUAUCUGGCGUGUCCUUUAGCAUUCUGCAUCUUUAUGAUCCGCCUGGUUUUUGAAAGGUUUAUAGCAAGACCAUGUGCCAUGGGCCUGAAGAUCCAAACCAACGGGCCACAAAAAGCCCAGCCCAACGCGAUCCUGGAGAAGGUGUUCACUGCUAUAACCAAGCAUCCAGACGAGAAGAGAUUGGAGGGCCUGUCCAAACAGCUCGACUGGGAUGUGCGGACCAUCCAGCGCUGGUUCAGACAACGUCGGAACCAGGCGAAGCCCAGCACUCUCACCCGGUUCUGUGAAAGCAUGUGGAGAUUUACAUUCUAUCUAUACAUAUUUACCUAUGGAGUGCGUUUCCUUAAAAAGACUCCAUGGCUUUGGAACACUAAAGAGUGCUGGUACAACUACCCUUACCAGCCGCUGACUGUGGACAUCCAUUAUUACUAUAUACUGGAGCUGUCUUUCUACCUGUCCUUACUCUUUUACCAAUUCACAGACAUCAGGAGGAAGGAUUUCCUGGUCAUGUUCCUGCAUCAUGUUGCAACAAUCUCUCUCAUCGCCUUUUCCUACGUGAACAACAUGGCACGAGUGGGAACUCUGGUCAUGUGUCUCCACGACGCAGCCGACGUGCUGAUAGAGGCUGCCAAGAUGGCCAACUAUGCCAAAUGUCAGAUAUUGUGCAACCUCCUGUUUGCAAUGUUUGCAAUUCUCUUCAUAAGUUCCAGGCUAGGAGUUUAUCCUGUCUGGAUAUUAAAUACGACCUUCUUCGAGAGUUGGGAGAUCGUAGGGCCCUACCCGUCUUGGUGGGUCUUCAACCUUCUUCUGAUCCUGCUGCAGCUGCUUCAUUCCUUCUGGUCCUACCUCAUAGUGAAGACCGCAUGCCGAGCCAUCUCCAAAGGAAAGGUGGGAAAAUGGAAUCCGUUGCAUGUGUCAAAAGAUGACCGCAGCGACAUUGAAUCCGGCUCUGAUGAGGAUGACAGUCCCCCACCCAAUCACAAGCACAGCAGCAGCAGCAGCAGCACCAACGGGACCAACAAAAAUCACGGGACCAACGGCUAUUUGACAGGGGCCCCGUAUCCCGACGAACACUGACUAACAAGGGAGCCAUGCAACAGACACCAUCCAUCAGUGUGUGUGUCUGCGUGUGUGUGUGUGUGUGUGUGUGUGCGUUUGUGCGUGUGUAUGGUGGAGAUAUGAACAUCGCCUGUCUGGUACUGGAAAUUCCUGAUAGAUUUCUGUGAAUGCAGUUUUGUUAUGAAUUUGAUUAUUUACGAAUUUCCCUGCGCAAUUUAUUCUCUUCAUCUACAUGUUUGCAUCGAGCGGCACUCAGUGAAAUAUCAAAACACUCCUAUCGGUACAACGCACUCUGUUUAGCCAACAAAUGAAAGCGUUCCACUUUAUGGUGUAAGCAUGCUACUUUAACAUACAGUAGUCUGGCAUACUGGGGGUGAGUUUUGUUCUUAUGUUUGUGUCUUUCCAUGUUAUUUAUUUUUUUAUGAAUAUGUUUGCAGAUGGGGAGACAUCUUUUUUUACACGCCAGUGUUGAAGAGUUAAUCAUUUUGAACAACAGCACAGCUGUUUUUUCACACCACACAUGAUGACGAGUAUUAGCAAAAUGCUGAUGACCUGGUUUACUUUUAAUGCUACACCCCCAAAGAUAUGCCAAAAUGUGUGAAGUUUAAAACACAUUCUCCACUUAAACUUUAUAUCAGAUGUCAAUAACAGUGUUUGUGUGUGUGUGUGUGUGUGUGUGUGUGUGUGCAUCAGAUAUGGCUAGAUGCUGUAUUCCAUAUUAAAGCAUUUUGUUAAGUAUUCUGGUACAUUUCCGGGAAGCAUUUCGUUAAAGGUAAUUUGUCCUCUUCGGAGGUGGAUAUGAGUUGUUUGAGUUAUUCAAUAAAAAAACAUAACAAUUGCA